Molecule: messenger RNA, 3582 nt
Organism: Condylostylus longicornis
Lineage: Eukaryota; Metazoa; Arthropoda; Insecta; Diptera; Dolichopodidae
Exons: 11
Coding region: 1-3174 (1057 amino acids)
Source: RefSeq, a predicted model, not a curated record
AUGUGUCCAAUCGCAGGUCACAUGUAUUCCUGUCCUGAAGUUUUGGUGGAAUCUCUUGAGAGUGAUUGCACACAAUAUAUUAAGAAGGUUCAAAGAAAUCACACGAAAAUUAGAGAAAAUAUUACAAAGUUCGAAUUUAACUCUCUAGCUGGUCAAAUUGUAGCAAUGUCAAAAAUAAUUUCCGAUUCUGAAUGUUAUAAAAUUAUAUCGAAUUUCUUAAAAAUCUCAGCACAGAAAACAAUUUUAAUUCAUAAUUAUGAAGUUAAACAAAAAGUUGGUGAAGUUGUAGGAUUUAUGGGGGAAUACUAUGGCUUAAAAAUAUGCUAUUCUAUUAACAACAAUGAAUCACAGACGGAAAAUUUCUUUUUAAAAGUUGUACCGGUAACAAAUCCUCUUCAUAAAAAAGAAAUUGAAGAAAAAGGUUUCUUUGAAAAAGAAAUUGGAAUUUAUACAAAAAUUUUAAAGGAAUUGGAACCAUAUUGUGAUGAAAAAUGUUUUGCCAAUUGUGUUUACACCCGACCUGAUAUGAUGGUAUUCGAAGAUUUAACAACAAAAAAUUAUUACAAUCUCAAAAAAAAUGAAAUGUUGACAAUGGAACAUUUUAAAGUAACGUUAAAAAGUCAAGCAACAUUACAUGUAAGUGGUAUGAUUUAUGAGUACAACACAGGAGUAAAUAUUGGUGAAAAAUAUGAAAAAUAUCUACAUGAAAUUCAAGUUAACAUUAAUAAUACUUGGUAUGCCGCUGGUUUAAAGGGAAUAGUAGCAAUUGCAAAAAUCCAUCCAAAAUAUCAAAACAAAAACUAUCAAGAAUUUUUCCAAUCCGAACUAAUAAAUUAUUUAUUGAAGGCUGAAGAAAAAGUUAAAAUUUCAAAAAAAUAUCGUAAUGUUUUCUGUCAUCGUGAUUCAUGGGACAAGAAUUUAUUAUUUAAAUAUGAUAAAAAUGGUUUACCUAUAGGCUGUACCUUUGUUGAUUUUCAAUUAACUAGAUAUAUUCCACCAGCGAUGGAUGUCCUUUUCUUUAUCUAUAUGAACACAAAUACAAAGGAACGUGAAAAUAUAUUAGAAGAAUUAUUAUUAUUUUAUUUUAAUAAUUUACAAGAUAAAAUUUCUAAAAAUAAUAUAUCGGAUAAAAAUGUGAUCACAUGGAAAGAAUUUUGUGAUAGUUGUCAAGAAAUGAAAUUAGUUGUUUUAAUAUUGUGUGCAAUGUGUUUUCCUUUAACAAAAUUACCUGAAGGAUGGGCCGAUAAUAUGAAACAAAAUCAACAAGAUAAAUUCAGUUAUUAUAUGACAGUUAAUCGUGAUGAAAUGUUGCUCAAUCUAAUGAAAGAACAUGAAUAUUAUAAAAAUGUACUGUUUGAAGUUCAUGAAGAGUUAAUCCACUACAUUUGGAAGGACAUUAAUGGAAAAUAUUUAUUGUUGUCUUCAAAUGAUGUUAGAGGUUAUCUUGGUGAAUAUUAUAAUUUAAGAAUAUCUAUUAAAAAAGUUAGUAUUUAUGCAACUUGUAAUUGGCAUCCAAAAUGUUAUUAUACAAGACCUGAUCUUCUUGUUUUUGAAAAUUUAACUCAUUUUGGAUUUCGUAACCUUGAUGAUAAUGAACAAAUAACUGAACAACAUUUACAAGUAACACUAAAAUGUAUGGCACAAAUGCAUUGUAGCAGUAUUGUUUUUGAAAAGAAAACUGGAUUAUGCAUUGGAGAAAAAUAUAAAUCUAAUUUAUUUGAAAUAAGUUUAAAUGAUACGACUGGUUGGUUUCGUGCUGGUCUAAUGGCAGUGCGAGCAGCAGCGAAAAAAAUUCCAAAAUAUCAAAAUGAAAAUAUAAACGAAAUAACUCCAGAUCCAGACAAUUAUGAAUUUCUUGAAAAUUUUUAUAAGAUCAUGGAAGUUCUAACUCCAUUGGAAAGUACAACUUUAACUAAAUUAGAUGUACAAAAAUGUUGUCAAAGAUUUUUCAUGGAUAAUUUGGAUGAUAAUAUUCGAGUAAUCACAUAUGAGAAAACAAAUAUUGGAAAUGAACCAAGUGGAUUUUUAGGUGAUCAUCAAUUUUUACAUGUUAUUGUGGAACGAUCAUCAUCAACUGGAGUCGUAAAACACAAGUUAAAAUUUUUUCUAAAAUGUGUUCCGGAAGCUGUACUUUCCCAUAAGGAAUAUAUUGAAGAACUUGGAGUAUUUCAAAAGGAAGUUCAUGUUUAUACACAAAUAAUUCCAAGAUUAACAAGUAUUAAUGUUUCACUUGGAAAUUUUUCUCCAAAAUGUUUUUUUGCUAAACAUAAUAUGUUAGUUUUUGAAAAUUUAGCUGAUCAAGGAUUUCAAAUGGCUUCCGAACGUAAUGGUAUUUUAGAUUAUGAACAUUUACUUGCAGUUAUGAAAGUGCUUGCAAAUUUUCAUUCAGCCUCCCUUAUUCUUGAAAAUCGUAUUGGAAAGCCAAUUAAUGAUAUAUUUCAUGAUUCAUUACCAGAAAACGCUUAUCCAACUGAUACAAAAGGAUCAAGAUAUGCAUAUGUAAUGAAAUCGAUAGCAACUCUUACAGAAAUACUUGAAGCAAUACCAAAAUAUAAAAAUUCUAUGAAAUGGAAUUAUAUAAAAAAUGAAUUCCCAAAACAAUUAAAAAAAAUUUUUGAGUUUGCGAAGAUAUCAAAAGAAUUUCGAAAUGUUAUCAAUCAUGGAGAUUUAUGGGCAAAUAAUGUUAUGUUUCGCUAUGAAAUAGAUCAAAUAACACAAAAACAACAAAUUGUAGAUUGUAGAAUGGUUGACUUUCAAUUGGCGAGAUUUGCCCCACCAAUGCUUGACGUUAUUACGGUACUUACAAUUCCAACAAGCCGUAAAUUUCGAGAAGACAAUUUGGAAAAACUUGUUAAAAAAUAUUAUGGAUUCUUAGAAAACAAUUUAUUUCAACAUGAAAUGAAUUUAAAUGGAAUUCUUCCAUUAGAAGAAUUCAUGAAAAGUUUGGAUUAUUAUCGCCUAGCUGGAUUAAUUGAAAGUUGUUUAUUUUCUCAUUUAACCAUUUUACCAACAGAUCUCACUACAAGUUUCCUUAAUAAUUCCACAGAAUUUGCAGAAUUCCUGAAAAAUAGACGGGGAGAGCUUUGCUUACUUGCCUUUAACAAAGAUAAAAUUUAUAGAGAAAGAUUAACUGAUAUGAUAUCCGAGUUAGUUGAUAAUUAUAUCCUAAAUUAAGUAAGCUUGAUACUCCAAAAAUAAAAUUUCCAUAUAAAUUUCCUAUUGUUCAGAAUAAAAUUUGGACUAAUAAAAUAAUGAAAUAUGUAUGUGUAUAUAACAAUGAGAAAACAAACAGGUGUUUUAAGUAUAAAAUAAUACGAAAAUUAUUAUCAAGAAAAAUUCAUCUCUUAAUUAUAUUUAAUGUGAUUUAAAUUCUUGUUUUUGUAAUUUUAUCCAAAAUUACUGUAUGCUAUCCAUUUUCAGGAUACGCUUACAAAAUAUUGUCAUUAUUAAUAUAAAGUAACAUGUGAAAAAUAUUAUAAUUUGGAAAAUAAAAUAUUUUUUAACCCAUGAAACAAUUUUUGAGUAAUUUCAGUUUUUUAAAUGUAAUUUCAAUUUAGUUGUUAAUAUUCGGAGCAUUUCUUA